Messenger RNA from Astyanax mexicanus (Mexican tetra), 2932 nucleotides. It is a transcript of the gene irf4b, whose product is annotated as interferon regulatory factor 4b. The record is from RefSeq and is a predicted model, not a curated record. The transcript has 8 exons. Gene Ontology annotation, molecular function: DNA-binding transcription factor activity, RNA polymerase II-specific; RNA polymerase II cis-regulatory region sequence-specific DNA binding; protein binding. Gene Ontology annotation, biological process: immune system process; regulation of transcription by RNA polymerase II. The coding region runs from base 218 to 1516 and encodes 432 amino acids. Lineage: Eukaryota; Metazoa; Chordata; Actinopteri; Characiformes; Acestrorhamphidae. Gene Ontology annotation, cellular component: nucleus.
CCCCCCUCCGCAUGCAAAACCAUUUAAGCAAAAGUGGCGCUCGGAGAGCUGAACCGCGCGACCCGCGUCACUCACCUCACUAUCACACAGUUAGACUCACUAUCACUCACACUCUCUCUCUCUCUCUCUCUCUCACUCACACUCACACAGUGAGCACGGGCGAGAGCUGCGGCGAGGUCAGCGCGGGCGCGUGCACAGUUUCACUCACACUCUUCAGAUGUGCUCGGACGGAGAGCGCGCCGCGACGGGCAGCUCGGGGAACGGGAAGCUGCGGCAGUGGCUGAUCGAGCAGGUGGACACGGGUAAAUACCCCGGGCUCGUGUGGGAGAACGACGAGAAGAGUGUGUUCAGGAUCCCGUGGAAGCACGCGGGCAAACAGGACUACAACCGGGACGAGGACGCAGCUCUCUUCAAGGCCUGGGCUCUGUUUAAGGGUAAAUAUCGUGAGGGCAUUGAUAAACCGGACCCUCCCACGUGGAAGACGCGCCUCCGCUGUGCCCUCAACAAGAGCAACGACUUCGAGGAGCUGCUGGAGCGCAGCCAGCUAGACAUCUCUGACCCAUACAAGGUGUACAGGAUUGUCCCUGAAGGGGCCAAGAAAGGAUCCAGAUCACUGGACAACUCUCCAACAAACACAAGUCCACCCAGUUACCCACUACACCCCUCCUAUGGACCUUUGCAGACUCAGGUGUGUAACUUCAUCUCUCCUGUGGAGAGGAGCUGGCGGGAUUACCUCUCAGAUAAGCCCCCAAUAUCAGACAUCUCCUACGCCCAGAACCCUUAUGCCCCCCGCUGGGAUGGAGGAUACCAGUUUAGUGGCUCAUUCUACAGCUGCAGCACCUCAGAGGCUUUACCAUCUGCAUUUACAAUGGACUCCAGCAUGAAAUCAGCAGAAGCCAUGGCCCUUUCAGAUUACCGUCUCCAGGUGGCAGUGUUUUUCCGGGAUGCGCUGGUGCAGGAGUUGACUGUGAGCAAUCCAGAAGGCUGUCUGCUGGGUGGGAGCAGAGAAGGACUGCCGUAUGGAGCCUCUGAAGGGCCAGAGAUAGUGGAGCUUCCUCAGAUGGAGCGAGGUGCUGUAGAGAACGGUGUUCAGCUGUGGAUGGCGCCAGAUGGGCUUUACGCCCGGCGCCGCUGCCCCUGCAGGGUCUACUGUGAGGGAGGCCACACAGCAGCCAGCAAAACGAACAAACUGGAGAGAGAACAGACGUGCAAACUUUUGGACACGCAGCUCUUCAUCACAGAGUUACAGAGUUACGCUCUUCACACCCGUACUCUACCUGUUUCCCACGUUCUUCUGUUCUUUGAGGAUGAAAGCACAGAACCACAGAGACCAAAGAGGACCCUUACAGUGCAGGUGGAACCCUUGUUUGCACGUCAGCUUGUCUACCUCACCCACCAGAGCAGCAUGAACUACAUUCGCAGUCACAACCUUUCCCCUUUGCCCCCGGAGCACGUCAUUCCCUCCAGCCAGGACUUCCACAGGGUCAUCACCCAUCACCACAGCAACAGCCUGUAAAAUCCAUCCUGUGCCAAGAAAGCUAAAGAUUUUUAGGACAGUGAAUUGAGGAGCGGAGCCAAACAAUCCAAAGGACGAGCCAAACAAGGACAAAGACAAACAUGACGAGGUUACUGUUACAGGGCGACACUGAGAGACAUUGUCUAAGGACACAUGCACGCAUGUGCAGAAGAGACAGAAGAUACUGAAAUUGCAUACCUCCUUCUAGCAUUCUUUUUCAUGUCCUUGCAUAUCUGUGGAUGAUUUUUCACAACUGUAUUAAGCCUGUAUAAAUUCAACAUGGGAUGUUUUUGUAAUGGUGAAGCAUCAUUGACAUUGUAAUUUAGUUUAAGAAAUGUUAGUUUAAGUCAUGCCCAAGAAGCCAAGACUUCAUCUCAGGGAGUUGUAAUAAGACAGUAUUGUUUUUGUAUGUUUUUCUAUAAUUAAGUUUAUUUGAUAUUUGAACAGAAAGAAGCAUUUCAAAGCAUUUUUCUGCAACUGACUGAGAGAUUCAAUGUAUAUAGGCUGUAGGGUGUUGUUUGUGAGCAUAUUUCAGCAGACGGGAAAGUGUGGUUUAGAGACAGGAAGGUGAUGGUUGGUAGACCCACAAACAGACUAAUGACAUCACACAGGAAGAGGUGUAUUUACAACGUAAGACGUCUUUCUGAUGAUGGCCAUGUUCCCAGGUAGGAAACAGUGUGUAUCCAGAUGUCACAUCAAUUACUCAUGAAAGACUAUUAAUGUCCACAAAUACACACGAAAAAAAAGUUUCAAUCUUGAAACAGAGAUGUAGCUCCCCAAAUGGUCAAAAAGAAAAACAUCAGCACAAAAUACAAAAAUAUGUCAUCUUCUAUCUUAUGUAUUUGACUUAUGGAAUAAGAUUUGCUCUGACAUGUUAUUCAAAUAUUUGUGUUUAAUUUGACUUUUGUGAUUGAGUUUAAUUGGUAAGUAUGGGUGACAGCAGUAAAACACAUAAAGUGUUAAAUUCAGCUACAUCUUUUAAAGCACAAGCUGGCAUGUAUUAUUUGUAUCUUUGUAUGUAUAUUUUUUGGGGGGGGGGGGGGUGGUAGAGUUCUUGAUUGGAGAGAUCCUCUUGAUUGUAUCUGGAACUUCAGAUUUAAAACACUUGUAUGAGAGAAAUGCUGGUGUGUUGCUAAAGAGCUAAAACAUUAGCAGCCAAUGAUAAUCAGUGUUUUGAGGGGAUUAAUAAAACACACUGGGAAUAGAGACUGGGUCAUUCAUGUUCAGGAAUGAUGCAAAGAGUGUAAUGAUGCUAUUUGAGUGCAGUAUUAUAAAGAAAAUCAUAUAAAUUAUGAGAAUGUUUGCCUCACACCAGAGCAUGUGUUUGUGUGUGACCCUGGAAACAACUACACAAAAAGCCGUUUUGAAUGUUUAUAAGACAUGCAAUUUCUAAUAAAGGAAAUACAUUUUUUUUAA